Messenger RNA from Mus musculus (house mouse), 1393 nucleotides. RefSeq names its product selection and upkeep of intraepithelial T cells 11 (gene Skint11). The coding region runs from base 157 to 1251 and encodes 364 amino acids. The record is from RefSeq and is marked validated. Lineage: Eukaryota; Metazoa; Chordata; Mammalia; Rodentia; Muridae. The transcript has 7 exons. Gene Ontology annotation, cellular component: membrane.
AAUUUGAGCUAUGCAGGGUGAUUGAGCUGAUUGCUAGAUUAGCUCUGUUCUUUCUUUUCACACAGUAACAUUGACUUCCACAGAAUUGUCUCUGAGAACACAGAGGGAGCAAGUUCAUGCUGACAUUUUGCAUUGGUUAAACUACAUUUGGGUGUGAUGGAACCUUCAGCUUCCUGUUUACCUGGAUUCUUCAUGGUCUGCAUUCUCCUAAAGAUCACAGUACUCACCCAAGUAAUGAGCUUGGAUAUACAGAUAAACACCCAGAUUCCAGAUACAGAAGAAGGGGUACUGGUAGAGUGUACUGCAGAAAGUUUGUUCCCACCUGCUGAGAUGACAUGGAGAGACAGCAAGGGGAAUAUAAUUCCACCCUCAAGCACAUUUGACUCUCAGGAUAGAGCUGGGUUAUUGUGUUUGAAGAGCACCAUUCUUUUGAAAAACAGAACAGAAGGCCCUAUUACUUGCUCCAUUUACAAUAAAACUACUAAUCAGGAGAAAAGGAGAAGUAUUAUCCUAUCAGAUGUCCUAUUCAGACCACAGUAUAUGUCAUUGAUGUCAAACAAUCUUUUAUAUCUUGGAAUAUAUUUAAUCUUUAUACUUUUUCUUAAUUUUCUCAAAGGAAUACUUUUUUGUCUCACAAAAAGACUUGUUCAUUUCAGAAAACGAAUGAUUAAAAUCAAGAAAGUUUGGAGUAAUAAAACAAGAGCUUGCUGUCCACUUAUCUGGGAGUUCCUAGAGAUAGUUUUGUUUAUUGCCUUCCUCCCUCUCUACUUGAUGUUCAGGAUUAGAGUUUUUACUUUGGAUGAGGCACACAUAUUGUAUAAUAAUUGGCUGUGGAAAGUAUGUAAAACUUUGAUUGCAAUGAUGAUACUUUUUACUGUGCUCAUUUUGUUUCUACUUUGGACCCUGAACCGUUAUGGUAAGAUGCCCUGCUUAUCUUCCAUGAAUAUAGAUGUUUCUACACAUGACGCGGAGCAAAACAGUUCUAAAUCUGCUAAGUUCCAAGAAAAUUAUGAUGUAGCAGGCCAAAUGAUCCUAGAAACUUAUGAAGAAACAAUAUUUUGUCAGCAUCAAGAAAGUUGUGAAGAGUAUAAUUAUGACCCUCUUCUGCUCUCAAGUUUAGAUGCCCUAGGAACUUGUGAAGAUGAAAAAUUUAGUCAGCAUCAAGAAAGUUUUGAAGAGGAUGAGGAUCUUCAAUCUUUUUCAGACUUUAAGAUUGAAUUGUACUCGAAACUUGGAAACUUGACACAUUAAAAAAGACAGAAAAGGAUAAUGUUUUGAACUUUAAAAAUUAUAUCUAUAAACAUAUAAUCAAGGGGGUAUUCUGAUUAAAUUUUGUUUUGUCUAAAAAGUAUAGAUUUUUAAAAAUACAUUUUUAAUAAAAUACUAUUAUACU